This is a messenger RNA of Centruroides sculpturatus (bark scorpion), 2488 nucleotides long. RefSeq names its product bifunctional 3'-phosphoadenosine 5'-phosphosulfate synthase-like (gene Papss). The record is from RefSeq and is a predicted model, not a curated record. The transcript is spliced from 12 exons. Gene Ontology annotation, molecular function: ATP binding; sulfate adenylyltransferase (ATP) activity; adenylylsulfate kinase activity. Gene Ontology annotation, biological process: sulfate assimilation; 3'-phosphoadenosine 5'-phosphosulfate biosynthetic process. The coding region runs from base 76 to 1914 and encodes 612 amino acids. NCBI's taxonomy places the organism in Eukaryota, Metazoa, Arthropoda, Arachnida, Scorpiones, Buthidae.
GCCCCACGUGGCAUCCUGUGUCGGCAGAUCGCACUCGAGACCUUGUCUCAUUUAUAUUUUGUCUUAACUGUUAUCAUGUUUGCCGCCUACAAGAGGAGUCAGCAGAAGUCCACAAAUGUCACCUAUCAAGCACAUCAUGUCUCAAGAGACAAGAGAGGGCAGAUUAUGGGCCAGAGGGGUGGUUUUAGAGGAUGCACUAUAUGGUUUACAGGGCUGUCUGGUGCUGGAAAAACUACCAUUUCGUUUGGUGUAGAAGAUUAUUUGUGUUCUUUUGGAAUUCCAGCAUAUGCACUUGAUGGAGAUAAUAUUCGACAAGGUCUUAACAAAAAUUUAGGAUUCAGUCCCGAAGACAGAGAAGAGAAUAUCAGACGUGUAGCAGAAGUUGCGAAAUUAUUUGCUGACAGUGGUGUAGUUUGUUUGUCUAGUUUUAUAAGUCCAUUUGCUAAGGAUCGUACGCAAGCACGUAUAAUUCACGAAGAAUCUGGUCUUUCAUUUUUUGAAUGUUUUGUAGAUACACCUUUAGAAGUGUGUGAAUUAAGAGAUGUCAAAGGUUUAUACAGAAGAGCUAGAGCUGGAGAAAUCAAAGGAUUUACUGGAAUUGACUCUGCUUAUGAGAAACCUGUUCAACCUGAUUUAACAAUCAAAGCAGGAGAACUAACUGUUCAUGAUUCUGUUCAGCAAGUGAUAAAAUUGUUAUUAGAUAGAGGAAUUAUUCCAGAAACUGUAUUAGAUACUGUGAAAGAGUUAUUUGUACCUACAAAUAGAGUUAGUUCAGCGCGUAAGGAAGCCGAUGCUCUUCGAGGAUUAGAAAUCACAAAAGUUGAUUUGCAAUGGGUUCAAAUUUUAAGUGAAGGAUGGGCCACACCUUUAUGUGGAUUUAUGAGAGAAAGAGAAUUUUUGCAAAGUCAACAUUUUGGUUGUCUUUUAGAAGGUGGUGUUGUGAACCAGUCUAUACCUAUAGUACUGGCUUUAUCUAAAGAAGAUAAAGAAAGACUUGAAGACUGUUCUGCAUUUGCUCUUCGUUACAAUGGAAAAAGUUAUGCAAUUUUGCGAAAUCCUGAAUUCUACGAACAUAGAAAAGAGGAACGCUGUUCUAGACAGUUUGGAACAUCAAAUGAAGGUCAUCCAUAUGUUAAGAUGAUAUAUGAAAGUGGUGAUUGGUUAGUAGGUGGUGACUUAGAAGUCUUGGAACGUAUCUGUUGGAAUGAUGGUCUUGAUAAAUAUAGGCUGACUCCAAAUGAAUUAAGAUCCAAAUUCAAAAAGAUGGGAGCAGAUGCAGUAUUUGCUUUUCAAUUAAGAAAUCCUAUCCAUAAUGGGCAUGCAUUACUGAUGCAGCAAACUAGAGAAAGUUUAUUAGAAAGAGGUUAUAAAAAACCAGUUUUAUUGCUUCAUCCAUUAGGUGGCUGGACAAAAGAGGAUGAUGUCCCUCUUUCUGUAAGAAUGGAACAACAUCAAGCAGUAUUAGAAGAAAAAAUUUUAGAUCCGGAAAAUACUGUACUUGCUAUAUUUCCCUCACCAAUGAUGUAUGCUGGACCAACAGAAGUACAAUGGCAUGCAAAGGCUAGAAUGGCAACUGGAGCUAAUUUUUAUAUUGUUGGAAGAGAUCCUGCUGGGAUGCCUCAUCCUGAUACUAAAAAAGAUCUAUAUGAACCAAGUCAUGGUGCUAAGGUUUUAACAAUGGCACCUGGUCUAACCCAAUUAGAAAUAAUUCCCUUCAGAGUUGCAGCUUAUAAUAAAAACAAAAAACGAAUGGAACUAUUUGAUGUUAAUCGUAAAAAUGAAUUUGAAUUUAUUUCUGGUACAUACAUGAGGUCACUUGCACGCAAUGGACAGACACCACCAGAAGGUUUUAUGGCACCAAAGGCGUGGAACAUUUUAGCUUCUUAUUAUAGAUCACUUGUAACAAAUGCUUAAACUGUGAUUUGGAAUUGAAGCAUGCAGACAAACAAUGCCCAAAUUUAAAAUAAAAACUAAUAAUAAUAAUAAUAAAAUUAAAAUAGAUAUUAAACAUUCAGUUCUGGUUAGCUGCUGAAUGUUUUGAUUACUAUCAAAAUUUUAAAUAAAGAAAAUUGAUUAUAUAUAUUAGAAUGUCUCUCGCCUCUUAACCAUAAUUUUUAUCUUCCAGAUUUCACAAAACGCAUAACACAGCAUUGCCUGUCUGCACACUUCAUUUCAACAAAAACUAAUUUUAAAUAAGUCAAAUACCACAAUAAAAAAAAUGCUGCUUUUUGACAUCAAAAUCGUGGACCAAUAAUUGUUUUAUACUUGUUAAACAUAUAAAUUAAUUAUAAUUAUUUCUACACAUCUAUAAAUUUUAUUAAAAUUAAAAAUUAUACGAGCAAUUUGUUAUCUGCUCGCUAUUUUGGGAUAUAAUUCACUUGUAUAAGCAUUAAAGUUAUAUCCCCUUAUCUAUGUUUGAUGUAAUGAAGGAACAUAGAUUUUAAAAUUAAACUGCUCAGAUGCAGUUGUUAUUUAUUGUAAAAAAAAA